This is a messenger RNA of Punctularia strigosozonata HHB-11173 SS5, 180 nucleotides long. RefSeq lists its product as uncharacterized. The annotation marks the transcript as partial. NCBI's taxonomy places the organism in Eukaryota, Fungi, Basidiomycota, Agaricomycetes, Corticiales, Punctulariaceae. The transcript has 2 exons. The record is from RefSeq and is a predicted model, not a curated record.
GACUUCUGUUCCGCACCUGCUUCGUCAGUGGACGGUGAGCGUGCAUUCUCCGACGCACGCCUUCAAGUCAACUACACGCAACAUAACAUUGCGCCCCGCACUUUCAGGGCCAAGAUGGCCGUCGGCUCAUGGCGGAAGGAAGGCUUACUCGAUAACGUAGAUGAUGUGGCAUCCAUGCUU